AUGUUUACACUGAAAGUGCAAGUUAAUGAUAUAAUCAGUCAUCAGUAUCUACACCAAGCUGUUGUAGAAGUUUUUGUCAACUACACUAAAACAAAUUCUACUCUAACUGGAAAGAAUGGAGCAGUAUUGAUACAAGUUCCCUAUCAACUAGGUCUAAGUUUAACUAUUGCUUCUUAUAAAGAUGGUUAUAUGUUAACACCUUUACCUUGGAAAACUGGGAGAAUGCCAAUAUAUUCAUCUGUUACACUUUCAUUGUUCCCCCAAAGCCAGGCAAAUAUAUGGCUAUUCGAUGAUACAGUUUUAAUUACUGGGAAAGUAUCUGAUGCCAAAUCUCAGCCAAGUGUUCAGUUUCCAAAAUACUUGAUUAAACUUCCUGUGAACCACCAUAUCACUAAUGUAACGGCGUAUCUUACAGUGCCACAACAGUUUUUGAAAGUGGACCAUUUCCUCUAUACAACAGGAAUUCUUUUAAAUAAGUCAGGUUUCAAAAGUAUUGAAUUGACUCCCCUUGCUGCAAUAUGCGUAAACAUAUUUUCAGGUGGGAAAGAACUGCAGGUGGAUGGCCCCAUUCAUAUCACCUUACCUCUUCUGCCUACAAGCGAUGUAAAAGCAGGAGAACCUAUCUCAGCCUGGACUUUUGAUAUGAAAACUGGUGCUUGGAUUAAUCGUGGCUUGGGAAUGGUAAAGAACAUGGACGAUCACUUAGUAUGGACAUAUACUGCUCCAAGUCUGGGAUACUGGAUAGCAGCCCCAUUGCCUGGAACGAGAGAUUCCAUCAUUACAACAGUUACUAAAGAUAUCACUGCCUACCACACAGUAUUCCUCACAGCCAUAUUAGGAGGCACCAUCACCAUCAUUGUUGGGUUCUUUGCAGUUCUGCUUUGCUAUUGCAGGGAUAAAUGUGGUCAUCCAAAAAAGAGAAAGAAAAGUCCAACUAAACUAGACAUUUUAAAAAAGGACCAAACAACUUCAACAACUCACAUAAAUCGUAUUGGUGCAACCAAAGGAUCGGUGAAGCCAGAGAACAAAUCUAGAUUGUAUUCACCCAGAGUGGCAUCUUAUAGCCCCCAGAGACUGGUUUCAGCUGAAGGCGAGGAGAGGAAAGUUCAAGACAGUUUUAAAGUUUACACAGAAGGUACUUCAUACCAAUUCUCUAGUAAAAAUACCCAGUGUAGGAGCUCACCCCAGUCCUUGGAAGCUAACACAGGACUGAGACAUCUACUGCCAGUUAAACAUCUCAAUGGAAGUAUUUCCCCUUCUCAAAAUGCACAAGAACAGAAUCAGUAUCUUCCAAUAACUGAGGAACUAUAUGGGCUAUCUUCCCUCCCAGAACAAUUAAUGCAUCUCUAUGGUCAGCCUGGUGCUAUGCUUCAGACAUCUGAGCUUUUUCACUCCCAAGAGCAAUUGCAUGCUGCAAAGUCAGCUACUUUACCAAGAAAGGGACAGUUAGUCUAUAGCCCUGUGAUGGAGCCUAUGAGUCAUGAAAAUUAUACCCAGACAUUGCCCAAAAUGCCAGUGCAUUCUCAUCUGCAGGAACCAACUUCCAGAGAUGAAACAACUGCUAUAGAUAGGCAACAGGGCUUGUCUCCUCAAGCUGCCAACUGGGGCCGCUACACCAGUAGCUUGCUAGAGUCAGUUUCUGUCCCGGGAACAUUAAAUGAAGCUGUAGUGAUUACACCAUUUUCAUCAGAACUUCAGGGCAUUUCAGAGCAAACCUUACUGGAGCUUUCAAAAGGGAAACAGUCUCCACAUCCGAGAGCAUGGUUUGUGUCGUUGGAUGGCAAACCAGUAGCUCAGGUGAGGCAUUCAUUCAUUGAUCUCAAGAAAGGCAGGAAGACUGAGAGCAAUGACACCAGCUUAGACUCUGGUGUGGACAUGAAUGAGCAUAAUCCAAGUCGAAAAUUGGAGAGGGAGAAAACUUUUAUUAAAAGCAUGCAGCAUUCUAAGAUACUUUACCUAGAAGACUUGGAUCUGAGUAGCAGUGAAUGUGGGACCAGGGUUUCUACCCCUGAGGAUCAAGCUGUGAAGCAUAUGCCAGAUGGAGGUAAUGACCCCAUCAUAGAGCAAGAACUCAUAGAAGAGGUGCCUAGAAGGAAAAACAUGGCAAAAAACCAUGAGGCCAGCUCUCCCCCAGCGAAGAAACAGGGAAGACCACGUCUAACUAAAAGAGAAGGCAAAACAAACAUCUGGAAGAAGAGAGAGGAGAGGCCACUCAUUCCAAUAAAUUAAGAUUACAGCGAUGUCUAUCUUCUGGCUGUUUCGUGUCCUGUAGUCUUUACCUCCUCUCUGUCAUUCUUACUUGUAAAUUUGCACUGGUCACGUUCAGUGGGGCAGUCAGAUUUAGGAGGCAUUGCCUUUUUAAGGCACAGAACAAAUUACCCCUUCAUAAGGAGUUUUGUUUUCUGAAAACCAGCUCAUCUUGCUUUCAACAGUUGUUAAAAUUUCAGGAUUUUUGUAAAACUAUACACGCACAAUUAUCCUGUGGUGCAUCUGUAAGGACACAUAUACACUCUCUAGAAGAAACGAGUGUGGAACCUUGUUUACCUACUCUAAACUUGGACAUCUGGCAAGGAAGAAGUUCUGUUGAUACCAGAUUGCAUUGGCAUAGGAAGAGCAUACCAUAGAUGACAAGUGUUAUGUUUGCAACUAGUGUCUGAUAUUGGACACGGUCAUAAUAUGGUUUGAUGAUGGUAUCAUAUUGUGUAGUAUGGUAUUUUUCAUCUAAAUGCUGAUAGGAAAUCUUGUAUUUCAUAUCUUGUAUAACAUCCUGCCUCACUAAAAUUCCUAUAUAGCUUUUUAUGGUGGGGGAGGGAAAAUUAGGGACCUGUUAUCCAGAAGGUAUUUCAAGUGUGCAGACUUCUACCAUUCCAAUUUGUAUUGAGCCAAAUUGUGCUCCAUUUUUAGGGUAGCUGGAUUUAUAUUAAUGUAAUUAAGGCAGAGUUUGGCCCUUUAUGCCCACAAUGUGUGCCAUUGUAAACAUGGCCAAAAAGAUGCCUUUUUAGAUGUUUCCAUCAGAAACAGCAUCUUGUACUAGCCUUAAAAAGUCAAAAGAAAUACGGUAUU
Molecule: messenger RNA, 3063 nt
Organism: Candoia aspera
Lineage: Eukaryota; Metazoa; Chordata; Lepidosauria; Squamata; Candoiidae
Gene: FAM171B
Product: family with sequence similarity 171 member B
Exons: 7
Coding region: 1-2229 (742 amino acids)
Source: RefSeq, a predicted model, not a curated record